AUGGCGUCGCGGGAUAGCUACGCAGUUGGGUGGCUCUGCGCUCUCCCGGUGGAGCUUGCGGCGGCCAAGGCCAUGCUUGACGACGUCCACCCGAGCCUGCCACUCGAUGCGAAUGUUAACGAUACCAACAACUAUGUCCUGGGAAGGAUUGGUGGUCAUAAUGUCGUACUCGCAUCCCCACCCUCUGGCGUUUAUGGCAGCACCUCGGUUGCGGCCAGCGCGAAACGAAUGCUUGAGAGCUUCACAUCCAUCCGCUUCAGCCUGAUGGUCGGCAUUGGAGGAGGAGCACCAAAUACGAAGAAUAGUAUCGCUCUGGGCGAUAUUGUUGUCAGUAAACCGACGGCGACCCGGCCGGGCCUCAUGUUGUACGAUUCUCGAACCUCCAGCGACGAUCAGUUCACCAGCACCCAGGCUUUGAAAAAGCCAUCAAACCUGCUGCUUACUGCAGCAGGCAAGGCCGAGACGAACAGUAUCCUUGGCGAAAGCCAGAUACCUCGUUAUAUCUCCGAUAUUGUAUCGACAGAUCCGACGACCUUUGCCACCCCAGGUCCGGAUGAGGACGUCCUCUACGACUCGGAAUAUGAGCAUGUGAUCACAGGAUCCGCAGAGAACGGAUGCGAUCAUUGCGACCCGAACAGAAUCCUUAGUCGACCACCGCGGGAGAGCCAAGACCCUAAAGUGUAUUAUGGCCUGAUUGCGUCCUCGGACUCGUGGAAAUCCAGUAAGGUGACCAUUGCCCAGUUGGCGCGCGAGCACGGUAUACUUUGUUUUGAGACAGAGGCGGCUAGUUUCUUGGACACCGAUCAGUGCUUGAUCAUCCGCGGCAUCUGUGACUAUGCAGAUUCACAUCGCUCCGAGCUCUGGCAUGGCUACGCCGCUGCUGCCGCCGCGGCAUAUGCAAAAGAGAUUCUGUUGUUGAUCCCAACAGCCCCAAAGGCAGCAAUCCUGACGGUAGAUCGGACAGCGGACACAAUGGCGCUGGCGGCUCCUGUUUUUGAUGCUUUGCUCAUAACAAGACCCGAAAUCGACCGAACCUCUUUGAUUGCAUUGAAGGGACGGAGAGCCGAUGGUACCUGCGACUGGGUCGUACAACAUCCGAGCUACCAAACAUGGCUGGCCGGACGUGGUCCACCACUUCUCUGGAUCUCAGGAGGCCCUGGAAAAGGGAAAACCAUGAUUUCCAUAUAUCUUUCGGAAGUGUUACAGCCAAUGGUGGACUCGAAAGACGCUGUUCUCCUCUACUACUUCAUCAGUAAUCGCGACCGGAAUCGGAACACGGCGCUGACCAUCAUGAGAGGCAUCCUGUACCAAUGGCUCAGCUUCCAACCCCACCUGGCAGAGUACAUCAAGACCUACUUUGAAGGCUCCGAAACGACCAAAUACACCAUCUCCAGCUUUGCCUCGUUGUGGAGGCUGUUCCUCAUUAUGCUAAGUCGAAACGGACUGGACGAAUGCGAAAAGAGAUCUCUCAGGCAACUCCUUGACGCCCUCGGAGACUACAUCUCGAAAGCCGAGGAGACGCCAACGCCGAAACUGAAGCUCAUUUGUCUAUCCCGGCCUCAACCAGUACUUCUGGAGAACAAGCUCGGCCGAUAUUGUCGUAUCAAACUUGAUGAGUCGGAGGAAGAGACGAGGGUGGACGUGGAGAGAUACAUCUUUGCCGAAGUCGCCGAAUUAAAAGCCGAGGGAAAUCUGUCGGACGAAAAUCUCCUGGUGGUCCAGCAGGCCCUAGAGGCCGGCGCCAAUGGAACCUUUCUAUGGGUCGGAUUUGUCACGGAUGAGCUUAAGGGAAGGAGCUGGCAACAAGUACAGGAAGUCCUUCAUCGAAUGCCCAAGGGUCUUGGUGGAGUCUAUCAGCGGCUGCUUCAGCUAGUUGAAGACAAAGAAAGGCUGGUUUCCAUGCUUCAAUGGGUUGUACUCGCCGCCCGACCUCUGACAGUGGACGAAUUGACAGCGGUGACGAAGACAAAAGCGUCAGACGGCCUGACGCCAAGCGAUGUGAUAAGGGAUCAACUUGCAUCUUGUGGACUGUUGGUGAGGCUCGAAGGGAACGUUGUGAACCUCGUUCACGAAUCGGCAAAGGAGUUCUUCCAGAGUGAGCAGGUCAACAUCAAAGGAAUAGACAUGUUCUACAUGGACCAGACGACUCAUCUGGUCCUUAUGCAGACCUGCCUAACUCUCAUCGAAAAGAGUUAUAACCCCUCCGACACAAUCAGCAAUGCGUGCCUGAAUGACAGCCUCUUGGCUUAUGCGUGUAUGUACUGGCCAGAGCACAUCCGACAUGCAUUCGAGGUGAUGGAUCAGUCGCACUUUUCACGUCCGUUCUUCCUGCCAGAGUCUGCAAUCCGGGAAAGUUGGUGGGAGCUCUAUUGGGAGGAGGAGAAAUACGGUGGAGUCGCGCCCACGUUCACUCUCCUGCACCUGGCUGCGUACUUCGGCAACGUAGGCUGGACCAAAAUGCUGCUCAAACAAUAUGGUAACGAUCACGUCGCCUCUCGCCGUCUCACCUGGCGAAAAGACAACUAUGGCCGUGCGCCGCUUUGCUGGGCCGCCACCAGGGGUCACAAAGAUGCGGCAGAAUUCCUGAUCAGUCGUGGCGCCAGGAUCAAUGCUAAGGAUCGGAGCGGAUUGACCGCACUACACAUUGCCGUUACUUCAGAUCACAAGGACGUCGUGGAUCUGCUCCUGGACUCGGGCGCUCGGAUUGAGGGCAAGGCUACUUACGGCGACACGCCGCUGAUUCGAGCUAUCCAAGCAAAUUCUGAGGAGAAUAUCAAGGUACUUCUUCAACAUGGCGCGAAGGUGAACCAACUGCCCCUUCCUUCUGGAGUAACCUCUCUGAAAGGCCCCAAGGAACCAGUGGACGAGCGGGUUCAACAGCUGCUGAAGCUUCAAGAACAGCUGUUUGCCAGACGAUACGCGAAUUCUUCAAGAAGCGUUACGAUCAUUCUCAAUACUCUGACCGUAUCCUUCUAUUUUCCAUUUGUCUUCGACAUGGUGAGCUUCUACCUGAGAUAUUCUUCGUUUGGUCGCUGGGAGGUGAUGCACGUGCUACAAGACCUCGUCAAGAAUAGCAAAGAAGACAAGUUGCGUCAGUGGGGUGAUGCUUAUCUGAAGUAUGCCAACUGGCUGAUUAACGGAAAGCGCGAAAAGAACCUCGCGCGUGUGACAUGGCUCUCGGCCGAUGUCUAUGAGAUGUCUUCUACUGGAGACCUGCAAGGCUUGCUGGUUAUUGGACUUCUCAUAGGCGCAGAAUCCGCUUAUUUGUCAGCUUUAAGCCAGUGGACAGAAGGUCGUGAUAUCUUGACUUCAAUAUACGCAUCGUGGUCGUCCACUGCCUAUCGCAGAGAUUCGGGGGAGUACGUACACAAAGGACUUUCCUACUACUUAAAGGAUUUUGAUAGAAACAUCCGGAAUGGACAACGCGCAGAAUGCAUCGCUCGGACUGAAACCCUCUUCACGGCGCAGGUAUCGGUCCUCAAGACGAAGGAGGUGAAGCCAAUGGAAUAUCAUGCGACACUCAACGCUGAAUACUACGAAGGAUAUAUCGGCAGCCCUUAUGAAGAACAAUUGUUUGCCGAUGCAAGCCAAGCAGUCGCCAAUGAGUUCAUGCGCUACAGCAAAGCUCAAGAUUCCGCGGAUUUGUAUCUCUACCUAAAAGCUCUGUUCCAGUUUGCUGAACGUGCGAAUGAGAAAGGACAGGAUGCGUUUUUCAACAUGCCUCCUGCGGCAUAUCUCAUGAUCUGCCAGAAAGACCCCAACGCCCACCGAUGGCUGCUUGCUGAGGCGGUACCAGAAACGAUGAGUAUCUUGAUAUCAGAACUAGACCUAGGACCAGUUCAAAGGCGGGCAUACAAAGCGGUUGUGGAGUGCCUCAUUAUUGGGAAGCAAUACGACGUACCAGUGCGUGUACAGAUGCAGCAAACCAUGAAGCAACAUCUUGGUCCCAUUGCUGGGGCGGAUGGGAUGCUGACUCAAAUGCUUGUUCCCACGAUCUCACACAAGACGACUGUUUGA
Messenger RNA from Recurvomyces mirabilis, 4017 nucleotides. RefSeq lists its product as uncharacterized. NCBI's taxonomy places the organism in Eukaryota, Fungi, Ascomycota, Dothideomycetes, Mycosphaerellales, Teratosphaeriaceae. Gene Ontology annotation, biological process: nucleoside metabolic process. The coding region runs from base 1 to 4017 and encodes 1338 amino acids. Gene Ontology annotation, molecular function: catalytic activity; protein binding. The transcript is spliced from 2 exons. The record is from RefSeq and is a predicted model, not a curated record.